UUUUUGCUGCCUUCGAAUAAAGGUGGUUUUUUUCACCCUCACUGCAAAAAACGUUUCCAAUUAUUUGGAGCUCAUGAAGCGGUUGCGGGGAACAAGACGCACUUCAAAUUCGGCAGGAAAAAGAAAAGUGGAGAGCAAAUAAUUAGAAGGUGGAGGGAAUGCGACUUUUGCUGCGCCGAGUGAACCGGCGGCGCCAAGCCUCGACUUCUUCCAUCAGCAGCGCGGGCGGGCGCCAAACGCCAGGCGCCUCCUGGGAAAACACCCGAAGCUGUCCGGGCAGCCUCAAGUGCCACCGCCGCGAACUGCCGCACCAGUCGUCGUCCACCUACACCUGUGGUCUGCAGAGGCACAACAGCGACCCUGGCUCUCUGAAGGCGCGCAGCCCCAGCCCCGCCGCUGUCGACGCGUCUCGCCGAUUCCACGCCGCCGACUCGCCGUCCGGAAGCAGCGUCGCCAUCGAUUUGCAUGGACACGCGGACUCGAGAUGGUCUUUGUACAAACCAUCUGCACACUGGGACGAAGUGUUCGAUCCAGGUCGCGACAGCCACCUGCACUCGGAGUUCGUGGACGAGCAGACCUUCAACCUGAAGCAGCUGAUGGAGGCCGGUCGACCCCGCAGCCGCCUGCGCUGUCUGGCCCUCGUCUUUGCCAUUCUCUACCUGGCGUACGCAUUUUACGUGACGAUCAGCAGAGUCAACAGAGCGUGCAAGCCAAUUACCGGAGGGAUUAGAAGUACUCCCGCGCCGACCACCACAACCACUAAUCCCACCACUGACAUUAUGGCAGCUUCGGCCAAACACAACUGAGAGCAAAAUAAAUACGUGGCUAGCAACUAAAAAUAGCGCAAAUCGUCGCCAGUGAUUUACAUAAUUUGAGACUGCUUUAGGAAAUUUGUGAUAUAAACAAUAAAUGCUUAAAAUAGUUUUAAUUUAUAUGUGAAAUUUUUCAAUAUCAGCCACAACAAGAUUGUUCAUCUACGAUAUCUGUAUCUCUUGAAAUGGAACCAAAGCUGAAAGAUGUUGUUGUGGAACUGGCAACGGAAACCUCUCUUGUACGAAUAUUCCCAUUCUCGGUUGACGAUUUUAAAUGCUAUGUCUUCGUACGGCGGUCCGGCGUGGAAACGCAGAAUGGCAAAGUCUCGAUUGUCCCCACAAGGUGUCUGAAAAUAAUAAUAAAAAACCAAUCA
This is a messenger RNA of Neocloeon triangulifer, 1186 nucleotides long. RefSeq lists its product as uncharacterized. The transcript is spliced from 3 exons. The record is from RefSeq and is a predicted model, not a curated record. The coding region runs from base 159 to 806 and encodes 215 amino acids. Lineage: Eukaryota; Metazoa; Arthropoda; Insecta; Ephemeroptera; Baetidae.